AUGAUUGAAAAAAUGAAAAAUAUGAAAGCGAAUGCACUGAAAUUAUUUCGAACGGCUAUUGAUGCUGUUGAUCCAUAUACAUGUGUUAAACAUUAUCUUGUUUUUAAUAAUAAUUCCUCACAUAAUGGAAAAGCAGAAUUACAUGUUGGAAAUAAUCAUAUCACACUUGACCAUAAUCUUUAUGUUGCAGCAUUUGGAAAAGCAGCUAUAGGCAUGUGCCGAGCUAUAGAUGAACUUUGUCAUGAACAUAUUAUCAAAGGUAUUGCUAGUGUUCCUGUUGGUGCAAUUGAACAAGCUCAAAGGAAAGAUUCAUAUAUAUACAUAUAUAUAUAUGUUGAUCGUGCUGAACAUAAUUUGCCCGAUCAAGCAGCAAUGAAUACUGCUCAACGUAUUCAAACAAUGAUUUCAGAUACAAUGUGUGCUGAUGAUAUUUUCUUAGUACUCAUUUCAGGUAAUAUAUUAUAG
This is a messenger RNA of Rotaria sordida, 465 nucleotides long. NCBI's taxonomy places the organism in Eukaryota, Metazoa, Rotifera, Eurotatoria, Philodinida, Philodinidae. The record is from the annotation of a GenBank genome assembly.